Molecule: messenger RNA, 572 nt
Organism: Hyaena hyaena (striped hyena)
Lineage: Eukaryota; Metazoa; Chordata; Mammalia; Carnivora; Hyaenidae
Gene: ADGRE1
Product: adhesion G protein-coupled receptor E1
Exons: 5
Molecular function (GO): calcium ion binding
Source: RefSeq, a predicted model, not a curated record
GUUCCCUUCCUUGAAUGACAGACACACGGGACCAUGAGGAACCUCAGCUUGCUCCUCUUAUGGGGGCUUUGUGGUUUAUGCAGAUCGUGUAUUUUCUCAACAGAAUCAACAACUGAUGUGAAUGAGUGUGAGGACACCACCGUGUGCCCAGCUUAUGCGAUCUGCACCAACACCGUGGAGAGUUACUACUGCACUUGCAAACAAGGCUUUCUGCCCAGCAAUGGACUGACGCAGUUCAGGGGCCCAGGACUGACCUGUGAAGAUAUAGAUGAAUGUUCUCAAAACCCCCAAGCAUGUGGUCCCAACUCAAUCUGCAGAAACCUGCCAGGGAGGUACAAGUGUAGCUGUUUGCCUGGUUUCUCUUCUCCCACUGGAAAUGACUGGACCUCGAUAAAGCUGGGCCAUUUCUCAUGCAAAGAUGUGGAUGAAUGUGCCAGUCCCAGAAUUUGCCCGCAGCAUGCGACUUGCCACAACCGUCCUGGAAGCUACUCUUGUGUCUGCAACCAAGGAUUUGCAUCCAGCAGUGGAAACAUGAGCUUCCGGGGCCCAGGAGAGACAUUGAAGGGAAGAGG